This is a messenger RNA of Macadamia integrifolia, 1202 nucleotides long. RefSeq names its product peroxidase 55-like. Gene Ontology annotation, molecular function: peroxidase activity; heme binding. The coding region runs from base 30 to 1007 and encodes 325 amino acids. NCBI's taxonomy places the organism in Eukaryota, Viridiplantae, Streptophyta, Magnoliopsida, Proteales, Proteaceae. The record is from RefSeq and is a predicted model, not a curated record. The transcript has 3 exons. Gene Ontology annotation, biological process: hydrogen peroxide catabolic process; response to oxidative stress.
GAAGAUGAAGAAACAAUUAAAGAGAUGAAAUGGGUUCUCUGGUUUUCUGGGUUCUUCUCUUGGGUUCUCUUCUUCCACCCAGGCCUCUCUUGUCUUCCUCUAAUGGCCUUUCUGUAAAUUUCUACGGAAACACAUGCCCAAAUGUGGAAAACUUCAUCUGGAAUGCUUUGGUAGAGAAGAUGAGAGAACCCAACAAGCCAAACAUUACUCUCCCUGGCACUCUCCGCCUCUUCUUCCAUGAUUGUUUCGUUGAGGGUUGCGACGGCUCGGUUUUGAUCACAUCUACGGCGAAUGAUGCGGAGAGAUACGCUGAUAUUAACAAGUCUUUGCCUCCAGAUGGAUUCGAUAUUGUGAUCCGGGCAAAGAAGGCUGUCGAAGCAGCGUGUCCCGGCGUGGUUUCCUGCGCUGACAUCCUUGCCAUUCUAGCCCGUGAUGUUGUCUACUAUGCGAAGGGUCCAUGGUGGCCAGUCGAGAUGGGGAGGAGAGAUGGAAGAAUCUCCAAAGCUGCCCAUGCUGCUGAUCAAGUGCCAAGUGGCUACUCCAACUUGACAGAUCUUAUUGUAAGGUUCCAAUUCAAGGGACUAUCUAAAUUUGAUCUUGUCACAGUUUCUGGGGCCCACAACCUUGGUAGCACCCAUUGCAUCGAAUUUGCUGAUCGUAUUCGUCAACAUGACCCUAUAUUGAAUGAAACAUUACGGGCGGGUCUCAUAAAGGGGUGCCCAUAUCGGAAGAUCGACCCGUUAGUUGUGAUACCAUUCCAUGAACCGCCGUUUCAGUUUGAUAACGAAUAUUACAAGAGCUUAAUGCAGAACAAAGGACUGUUGACGUCUGAUCAAGCCUUGUUUUCCGGCGGUGACGAAUAUAUUCGGGAAAUGGUUUUGCGGUUUGCCGGAGAUAAGGAGCUGUUUUUCAAAUCCUUUGGUAAUGCCAUGCAGAGGUUGGGAGCUGUUGGAGUUAAAACUGGAACGGAAGGGGAGAUUAGAAGGGAAUGUACUAGCUUCAAUUAAUGGUGCAGAAGGUGAGACUUAGAUUAUUAAUGGUGAUAAUAUUUGUCUGUUUGGAUAUGGUGUAGUCAAAAAGUUUUCCUUCCCUAAUUAGAUAAGGGAGAAUACCUUUUUCAUUAGUGAUGUGUGACCAUGGGAUGUGAUAUAUUUUCAUCAACAGAUUUCCCGGGUGAAUUUUAAAAAUACCAUUUCCUUGCA